AUGCAACUUAGCAUUGUCAACAACAAAUCGUACAACAUUCUGUCUACCUGUGGACGUGAUUUGGAUUCUUUUCUCGUCAAUUGCAGCUUUUUGACAUCUGCGAGAGGGGUCAAUGGUGGUUUCAGGGUCGAUAGCAGUGGUAACGAUGGGGUCGAUGGCGGUUGUAAUGGUAGUGGUGUCGGGCUCGAUGACGGUAGUGGUGUCGAGCUCGAUGGUGGUAGUGGUAGUGGUGGUGUUGAGGUCAUUGGUGGGGGUAGGGAUAAUGGCGGUGGUGGUUGUGUUGAGGUCAAUAGCGAGGGUAUGGGUAGUGGUGGUAGUGGUGUCGGGGUCCAUGAUGGGGCUAGGGGUAGUGAUAGUGGUGGUGGUGUCGGGGUUAAUGGUGAGGGUAUGGGUAGUGGUGGUGGUGGUGUUGGGGUCUAUGGUGGAGGUAGGGGUAGUGGCUGUCUCUUAUACACAUCUAGAUGUGUAUAA
Messenger RNA from Benincasa hispida (wax gourd), 471 nucleotides. The record is from RefSeq and is a predicted model, not a curated record. NCBI's taxonomy places the organism in Eukaryota, Viridiplantae, Streptophyta, Magnoliopsida, Cucurbitales, Cucurbitaceae.